AUGGUUGUUAACAUCACCGCCGAAGAUCCUCAACCUACCAUCCACAGCCACAUCAAUGGCACUACGGAAGAGAUCUUGGAUCGGCUAUGUGUCACCGAGCUCCUGAAGGGAUGGCCGGUAUACCGAGAUGCUUCUGAAUGGGCUCACUACCGAAACUGUUUCGCCGAACAGGCUUAUAUCUUUACCACAUGGAGCGGCGGCAUGCCGAUCGACGAAUUUAUCGAAGUCUCCAAGAAGGGCCGUCGAAACGGCGACCAUAUCAUGCACCGCGAAAACGGCACUCUCGUGGAGCUGAACUCCAAGACAGGCCGUGCUGUCGGGAAAAUGAAGGCCACUAUCACCCAGCGCUUCUCGUUCGAUGGCAUUGAGUUUGAUGUUGAAUGUGACUGCCGCUUCAUCAUGUGGUGCCAGAAGGAUCCGGCCGGGUGGAAGGUCCACUACAAGCGUUUGUUCUAUGAGAAGGAUAAGAUCAUGCCUGUGGAUGGCAAGCAUGUGCCCGAUUUCUCGGAGGAGGAGCUUAAGCCGUAUCCGUAUGGAUAUAGGUAUCUAGGUGCUUCUCAGGCGAAAUUGGGACACAAGAUCAAACUGGAUUUGCCGACGAUGGAGGAUAAUGAUAAGUUCCGGGGCAUGUAUGAGGCUAUGGAGAAGUGGUUGAGGGGCGAGGAUAUCAAGGAGACCUUGGGUAUUCCGGUGUAA
This is a messenger RNA of Aspergillus eucalypticola CBS 122712, 696 nucleotides long. RefSeq names its product nuclear transport factor 2 family protein. NCBI's taxonomy places the organism in Eukaryota, Fungi, Ascomycota, Eurotiomycetes, Eurotiales, Aspergillaceae. The record is from RefSeq and is a predicted model, not a curated record. Bases 1 to 696 code for a protein of 231 amino acids. The transcript has 2 exons.